Molecule: messenger RNA, 2454 nt
Organism: Leucoraja erinaceus (little skate)
Lineage: Eukaryota; Metazoa; Chordata; Chondrichthyes; Rajiformes; Rajidae
Gene: ccdc47
Product: coiled-coil domain containing 47
Exons: 14
Coding region: 180-1613 (477 amino acids)
Biological process (GO): endoplasmic reticulum calcium ion homeostasis
Cellular component (GO): endoplasmic reticulum
Molecular function (GO): calcium ion binding
Source: RefSeq, a predicted model, not a curated record
AUGUGACAAAACCGCGCGUAUAGUGUUGGGAGGCGGGGCCUGGAGACGGAGCUUCGCGGAUCGCGCGUCAGUGUGUUCCAGAUACCAACCACUAUCUCAAAUCACCUUUAAAGCUGCUUCCUCUGCCCUUGAACUGGUGCCCUCUUGUUUUUGAUACCUCUAGUGUGGGCUGAAGCACCAUGCGGCUCUACCUUCUGUUUCUCCUCCUCGUGCAGGGCUGUGGCCUUGUUGUUGGCAAGUUCGAUGACUUUGAUGACACGGAUGACAUUGUAGAGUACGACGACAAUGACUUUGCAGAGUUCGAAGACGCAAACGAAGAUGCCGCCGAGGAGGUCCUGCAGAAAGUCACUACUGUACAAGAUGACGAGGAAGAGGCAACUGUGGAGCUGGAGGAUCAGGAGGAUUUUGAGGACCCAGACACAGUAGGAGAAGGAGAUGCAGAAGGAGAGCCGUUCGAUGAUGAAGAAUUUGAAGGUUAUGAGGAAGCAGACAGACCUUCCAGCAGAAGCAAAGAUCCAAUUAAAAUCGUUAAUGUUCCUCAUCAUCUACAGAACAGCUGGGAGAGCUACUACCUGGAGAUUCUGAUGGUGACAGGCCUUUUGGCUUACAUCAUGAACUACAUCAUAGGCAAAAACAAAAACAAUAGACUGGCUGCUGCUUGGUUCAACUCUCACAAGGAACUGCUGGAGGGUAACUUUUCUCUAGUUGGGGAUGAUGGGGUUAAUAAGGAACCCACCAGCACAGGGAAGCUGAACCAGGAAAAUGAGCACAUCUACAAUCUGUGGUGCUCGGGGAGGGUAUGUUGUGAGGGAAUGCUAAUUCAGCUGAAGUUCUUGAAACGGCAGGAUCUCCUGAAUGUACUUGCAAGAAUGAUGAGACCUGCCAGUGACCAAGUGCAAAUCAAAGUAACCAUGAAUGAAGAAGAUAUGGACACCUAUGUAUUUGCCAUUGGGUCACGGAAGGCCAUGGUCCGAAUGCAGAAGGAAAUGCAGGAUUUGAGCGAGUUCUGCAGUGAUAAGCCCAAGUCAGGGAUUAAGUUUGGGCUUCCUGAUUCGCUCUCUAUCCUGUCUGAAAUGGGUGAGGUCACAGAAGGUAUUUUGGACAAUAGGAUGGUGCACUUCCUUUCAAAUCACGCCGAUAAGAUAGAGUCUGUUCAUUUCUCGGACCAGUUUUCUGGGGUGAAAAUUAUGCAAGAAGAGGGUCAACCCCUCAAGCUGCCUGACACUAAAAAGACACUACUGUUUACAUUUAAUGUGCCUGGAAUCGGCAACACUUAUCCAAAGGACAUGGAGUCCUUGCUACCAUUAAUGAAUAUGGUUAUUUACAGCAUUGACAAAGCAAAGAAGUAUCGUCUCAACAGAGAGGGUAAGCUGAAAGCUGAUAAAAAUCGUGCUCGUGUGGAGGAGAACUUUCUGAAGAUGACGCAUACACAGCGUCAGGAAGCUGCUCAGAUUCGCAGGGAGGAAAAAAAACGGGCUGAAAAAGAAAGAAUUAUGAAUGAGGAGGACCCAGAAAAACAACGCAGGCUUGAGGAGGCCGCUCUCCGUCGAGAGCAGAAGAAACAAGAGAAGCGGCAGAUGAAGAUGAAACAGAUCAAAGUGAAAGCAAUGUAGAACCACCAAAUAACCAGGGGCUGGGAAAGGUGGGCUGCUUUCUGGAGACAGCAGACCACAUCAAAUUGAAAUGUUUGAUUUUAUUGAAAAAAAAAACUCAGGGCACUCAAAAGUUGGUUCUGCAGUUUUUACAACCUGUUCCGUAUGCUGUUCUUGGACAAUCUUGAGUAGUUUACUCUUCUUUUCUCUUCAUCUACUCUUGUCCUCAAUUCUGCAUGAAAGUCUUUAUAUGUUCUAUAUGGUGCUGAGGUCAGGCAUGGAGUUUAAGCUGAUGGUUUGGGCAUUUGUGCCACAUAGCAAACAAUGGGAUUCAAGUGCUGUUGUGGAUCCCAGUUUAACCCUCUAGUUUACAGCAGACCAAAAUUGCAGAUGAUAGAUUUAUCACACUGGUACACCCUGCAUAUUCAGAGUUUUUAUUUAAUGAAGAACCUCAAACAAGUUUCAUUGAAUUUGAAUGGUCAUUAAAGACUCUUGGCAACACUGAACUGCACGGAUUAGUGUGAAAGCUAUGUGGUGGCUGUGAUCUGUUCCAUGCAAUAUGAUUGAGCAAUAUGAAUCCUGUGGAGAAUGAGGCUCCAACCCAGUGACUGAAAGCAAUUCUCAGUUGCUGGACUGGUUACUGGGCUCAGUGGUUUGGGCUGUAGUUCUAAAUCUCCUAUGUUGCUGCACUAGAGUGGCAAUGUCUGCUGGGUUUCUGCACCUGAGCAUUUUCAUUGUUCUUCUUUGCCUUCUUUACUACUUCAUGGCUUCUUCUCACGAAUUGCACUCUUGGACAUCAGACAAGGACAAGAUUAUUGUAUCUUUGCAUUAGCUUAACACAUUAAACAGGUGAUCAAAACUC